AUGUACGCUUCCCCAGAUCACCAGCCGGUCAGAUUCACGAAUGAAGGAGGAGGGGUUAGAGUCCAGGCCGGUCAGAACAUCGUGUAUGUGGACUUCAACGUGCACAGGACUACACACGAUCACAAUCCGUUAAACUCCCUCCCUUACGCGCCCAACGCUGCUUUUAACGCAUUAGAGAAAGGAGACGACCCUCUCUGCAUCCCUGGCACUCGAGUCGACGUCCUGAACGAUAUCAGGAAAUGGGUCGAUGGAGAAGACAAGCGGCAUAUCUUCUGGCUAAGUGGCUGGGCAGACACCGGAAAGUCCACAAUAGCACGGACGGUUGCGCGGGAAUACUAUGGCGGAAGUAGACUAGUCGCAAGCUAUUUCUUCUCAAAAGGUGGCGGCGACACUGGCAAUGCGACAAAGUUCGUUGGUACAAUCGCGAGGCAACUGGCGGGCAGUUUCCCAAGUUCAAGAGACUGCUCCAGAAAGCCCUACGGUAUUGGAGGACGAAGGCAUUGUCCAUCGCGUCCUAAAGGAUCAAUGACAGGAACUCAUCACUACACCGCUAGCGCAACUUGCGAUCGACUUCGUCACUAA
This is a messenger RNA of Eremomyces bilateralis CBS 781.70, 582 nucleotides long. RefSeq lists its product as uncharacterized. NCBI's taxonomy places the organism in Eukaryota, Fungi, Ascomycota, Dothideomycetes, Eremomycetales, Eremomycetaceae. The transcript has 2 exons. The record is from RefSeq and is a predicted model, not a curated record. The coding region runs from base 1 to 582 and encodes 193 amino acids.